Zea mays is the source of this 1784-nucleotide messenger RNA. RefSeq names its product trehalose-6-phosphate phosphatase2. The record is from RefSeq and is a predicted model, not a curated record. Gene Ontology annotation, biological process: trehalose biosynthetic process. The transcript has 6 exons. Gene Ontology annotation, molecular function: trehalose-phosphatase activity. The coding region runs from base 97 to 1284 and encodes 395 amino acids. Lineage: Eukaryota; Viridiplantae; Streptophyta; Magnoliopsida; Poales; Poaceae.
UCCCGCCUAGUCUCCUCAACGCAUCCACGACGACAACACCAAUCAUUCCUUUCCAAUCUGCAGCCAGCCUCUGAUCGCCGUCGACCGACCGAUCGGAUGCCGAUGGCGAAGCCGAGCGUGGCGGUGGCGGAGGCUUCCGGCGUCCCAGCGCAGGCGUCGUGCUCGUGCCCCUGCCCGGGGACGACGCUGUUCCCGUACCCGCCGCCGCGCGGCGCCAGCGGGAUCGCAGCCGCCGCCGUGCGCCGCAAGUGCUUGCAGGCGGAGGUGGGCGGCGGCGCCUGCUGGGGCGUGGAGUCCAUGCGGGCGUCGUCGCCCACGCACGCCAGGGCCGCAGCCGCGCUCGCCGGCGCCGGCGCCGACGAGGAGGAGGAGCGCGCCGCCUGGAUGGCGCGGCACCCGUCGGCGCUGGGCAAGUUCGAGAGGAUCGUGGCGGCGUCCGAGGGCAGGCGCAUCGUCAUGUUCCUGGACUACGACGGCACGCUGUCGCCCAUCGUGGACGACCCCGACGCCGCCUUCAUGAGCGAGACGGUGAGCAGGCCGAACCAGCUAGCUAGCGCGUUAAUGCGGAUGGCCGUGCGUAGCGUCGCCAAGCAUUUCCCGACGGCGAUCGUGAGCGGCCGGUGCCGCGACAAGGUGUUCGGGUUCGUGAAGCUGGCGGAGCUCUACUACGCCGGCAGCCACGGCAUGGACAUCAAGGGUCCGGCCAAGGCCUCUUCUUCCCGGCACGAGAAGGCCAAGGCAAAAGGAGUCCUGUUCCAACCGGCAACGGCGAGCGAGUUCCUGCCCAUGAUAGAGGCUGUGCACGAGCGCCUGGUAGAGACGACGCGCAGCAUACCCGGGGCCAAGGUGGAGAACAACAGGUUCUGCGUCUCCGUCCACUUCAGAUGCGUCGACGAAAAGAUGUGGGGCGAGCUGUGGGAGUCGGUGAAGGGCGUUCUGCGGGAGUACCCCAGGCUGCGGCUGACGCAGGGGCGGAUGGUGCUGGAGGUGCGGCCCACCAUCAAGUGGGACAAGGGCAAGGCGCUCGAGUUCCUGCUCGAGUCGCUCGGCUUCGCGGGCUGCACCAACGUCCUGCCCGUGUACAUCGGCGACGACCGCACCGACGAGGACGCCUUCAGGGCGCUGCGGCGCCGGGGCCAGGGCCAAGGCGUCGGCAUCCUGGUGUCCAAGCACCCCAAGGAGACCAGCGCCUCCUACUCGCUCCAGGAGCCCGCCGAGGUGAUGGAGUUCUUGCUGCGGCUCGUCGAGUGGAAGCGCCUCUCCAGGCUGAGUCGGACGCAAUGAGACGAUCGACGCAACGGACCAAGCUAACUGAUGCGGCCAAGUGCCAGUUAGUAGGGUGUGUGUAACAACUAACAAGCAAGCAUGCGCGUACAUUAUUGCCCAAUAGCUAGUGCGUGUUCAAUUAUUAAUAUACCGACCUGCCAAGAGCAUGGGUUUGUUAAUCGGGAACAUAUCUGGUGCAAAUCAACUCCUCUGUGCAAACAUGCAAACUUUUAAUCUAGGCCACAUGAUGUUGAUAAAAUGGACAAAGGGGCGUAGAUAAUUUUACACUUAACCACCCACUACUAAUCACACUUUUUCAAAUCCCCCUCCCACUCCCCCCGCACGGCUCCUUGGACCAACAUUAUGUGGUUCAGAUUAUAAGUUUUCACGGUUACGCGGAGGAGUUGUUUUGCAGCAGAUAUGUUCCCUUGUUAAUCAACGUGGAUGCAUACAAGCAAACCCAAGGGCAUGCAUGUACGAUGCAAUUAUUGCAAUGGACGCGAAUCAUCCAGUUUCUA